CGCGCGCUCACAUGUAAACAGCGCUCUGUGAUUCACUCUUUCAUGUCAUUCUCCACACACGCGCUUCACUGCUGCUCGUUUCUCGAAAAUCUGACAGAUUUUCCCUCGUGACAGCGAAAAACAGCCGCGUUUCGGGGUUUAACGUCAUUUUCCUGACAGAUCGCGCCACACUGGAACUAUGAGCUUCAGCGGUCCGCGGGAGAAAGAGCGGCGGCUGCGCGGCUCAGGCGAGCCCUCCCGGGUGUGAGAGUGAAAUCGAGGCCGCUGGCGCUGCGGCCUACUGCGGGCGGUUUAAUGUUUCACUCGACAGUACAGGACAGCGCUCCGUCUCCAUCAGGAACAGCAAUGGCUUCAUGUGAUGACAGAUUGACAUUGAUUGACAGAUGAUGCUGGAGGCACCUGUGCAGGUGAGCGAGGCCCUCGGCAUCACGGCAGGAGAAUGAAGCUUCAUUCGGACACGAGCGAGAGCGAGUCACACGCCGCCCAGGACAUGAACCUGAACCACCGCUUGACCUUGACCUCCUGCGCGCUGAAGCCCGGGUGUCUGGAGGGGUCGGCGCUACAGUUCAACGGUUCGUCUGACCAAUCGGGGCUUGAGAAUCUCACGUCAUACUGUGAUGAUCCGAACAGGGUCACGGUGACCUCAGAGGACGACAGCAGGUCGGCGGACGACGGAGACGGUCUCGCACCCGAGAUCCAGCAGGCCUACAGAAUAUUUCAAAGCUUUCUUUCAGAGAAGCAUAAGUCCAUAACGGCCCCGUUCUGGCAUCCCAUCGGCCCCGGAUCGCAGACCCCUGAUGCUGAGGUGUGCUUCAGAAAGAUGCAUGAUAAAUUUGUAAAUCGCGAGUAUGAAUCUAUCACUGCAUUUGUCGCCGAUUUCAGACUGAUGUUAGAGAACUGUUAUCGCUUUCACGGAGUCGAUCACUGGAUCUCCAAACAGGCCCAGAAACUGGAGAUUAUUCUGGAACAAAAGUUGACUCUGUUGUCCAGGACGCUGAGGGAGAAAACCACCCUAGCUGUGACCUCCAGAGGUCGUUUCGGCACGGAGGAUGAGAAAGCGCCGGUCGGCACGUCGUCCAGGCGGCGAUUGGUGCCACGAAACCUGGCGACCAUUACAGUGGGCGGCAGCGAGUCCAUCAUGGUGCAGGCGCUGAGACUGGAGGAGCUGCAGCGAGCCAAAGACGAGAAGAGGCAGCGGGAGCUGGAGCGUAAAGAGGCAGAAGAGGCAUCAGUGAAGGAGCUGGAGGAGUGGGAGCGCUCCUUGCUUGCUCUGGCGGAACCGUGGCCGGUCCGGACCAUGUGGGAGCUUCCCGCCAUCGGCCACUUCCUGUGUCUGGCGCAGGCGGCGCUGAACCUCCCCGAGAUCGUCUUCUACGAGCUGGAGCGCUGCUUGCUGAUGCCGCGCUGUAGUUCUUUCCUGGCCAAGGUCAUGACGUCUCUCCUCUGCCACCCGCAAAAGAGAGCGAACGUCCACCGCCGCCCGCCGCUGCCCUACAGGAAGUGGGAGGCGGAGCUGCGGCGGAGGGUUCAGGGCUGGUACCGGGCCGUCGGGAGGGCGGAAGACCAGACGGCGCGUGCCGAGCUCCUGGGACUUUGCCAUCAGUUCUUCUGGACGCUCGGAGAGGCGAGUCCGCUGGAGGAGACGCCCUUCCACCUGCUGCCGUUCAACCAGCGCGUGUGGCUCCUCAAGGGACUGUGCGAUCACGUGUACGAGACGCAGAAGGACGUGCAGGACGCGGUCCUCGGGCAGCCCAUCCACGAGUGCCGCGAGUCCAUCCUGGGCUACGACGGACAGGAGAACGCAUACAUACACUUUCCGCACUUCUGCGGCGCCGACUUGAGGAUCUACUGCCAGAGUCCGUGCGUCGAGAUGGAGUUUCCUCUUCCGCUGUUCCACGUCCAGAGAUCUGAGGAGGAACUGGAGGGGUCAGAGGUCAAGGUGGAAACAUAUGGCAUGAAGGAGGAGGACGAGAGCUCCAGCAGGACGGAUCUGAACACAUGGAGCCUGAAGGAAGAUUUGCUCGCCGACCGGGAGGAUCCGGAUCAGAAGUGUUCCUCCAGCGUCCUCUCGUGGUGCAGAGAAGAUUCUCUGGACUCUGGAAGCAUGCGAGGGAAGUUCACAGAGGAAGGGCGGUUAAAAGAAGAGGAAGAGGAUGAAUCGGACAGCGAGCCGUGCUUCCGAGUGGGAGAGAGCUGCUAUAAGGGCGUUUCACCUGCUCUGAACACUCACAGAAGUCCUAAAAAAGAUGUGAAUCACAUGACCAGUGAGGACCAAAGUCCCUGUGCGGACUGCUGUGGAGCGUCGCAGGAGUCGCCACGUCUCUGGACUGAACCCAUCCUGCCGGGAAUCACCCGCCUGCGCCGAGACAACGCCCAGAAGAAGAAGAAGAAAGAGCGAAAGCUUGGGAUGAAGAAAACCAGGACGAGCAAACUGAGCUUGAAGAAACGAACGGCCAAAAGCAGCCUGCAGAGAGCCGCCACAGCCAUGAAGAGGAAAGACAAGAGGAAACGACGCAGGCUGGCAGGAAACAGGUUUGAUGGGAAGAUGUCGGUGAGGAGACCAGCAGGAUCUGCUCUGCUUCCGGCAGGACCCUCAUUUCAGUUGAUCUGCUCCAGUCUGGAUGAUCUCAGAGUCCUGAUCAGUAAAACAGAAGAUCAACUAGAUCAACUGGACGACGGCGGCAAAAAGAGAUCUGGACGACGGCCACACAAAAGAGCCGCUGUGAAAGAGUUACACAUCACACUAAUAAGGCUGCUAAAGGAGCUGUUACCAUGGGAACCCAAACUAGUCAAGGCCUUCCAGAGGAACAGAGCACGCUUGAAAAAGGAGUGUGACGAUUUCAAAAAACACCCUGAAUAUGACAACUUUAUCAGGGAGCAGAUGGAUACAACGGAUACUGGGGAAGUUGUGUGCAAAGAUGGGUCGUUGUCCGCAGAGACGGCAAGGGAACUGGAAGAUGGUGAAGUCAAAAUGGACAGAACUUCUGAGGCAACAGAGAAUGUAAAUCAGCUAGGAAAUCAUGAGUCAAGAUGCCUAGUUGACAGACCUGAGAUUGUCAUGCAUUCGUCAGAGUCUGGACCCUUCACACGCAGUUCAAAACGCCGCCAAAGCGGUGCAAUCAGUGAUGAACUGAGUCCAUGCAAAAGAGGAAAAAUAGACCAAGAGAGCUCUUUGACCUCUGAAUUUAAGGAAGUUGUAUCCAGGGAACAAGCAACAGUGAUCCCACGAGCAUCAGCGUUGCCUGAGCCUUUGAGUAGCUUUCAGGGUUCUUGCAAACCCAUCCAGGCACUUCUGGCCAAGAGUGUUGGAAACAAAGUGACCUUAAUAAGUCAUCCUAAGGCUGCAGUGAUGGCUCAGAUUCUGCGGGAUCAUAAUAAGACUUCUGUAACUCUGCCGCCUGUCCGAUUAUCAACUACCUGUCCACAAACUGAACCUGUCUCUACAGAAACACCAACUACAACAUCCACAACCGAAAGCACUGAACAGGUGGUGUACAAGACGGCAGGCGGCGUGGGGCUUCUCAGGAAAGGAAGCACUUGUGUAAAGUUUUCAGCGCAGCCAGUAUCAGAUCAGAAAUCAGGGGGGAAUAUAAUGCAACAAGUUGUUAUACUGCCUUCAAAUCUACUGAUUCAAAGUGCUGAGAAUAAGGCAGCCAAGACCUCUGCAUCUCUCCCUAAGACCACAACGUACUUGUCCAAUGCUUCAGGCUUCACCAUACCGGAAAACAAGGUUCCUGUCCAGCAGGUGGCACCAUUGAAAGACACCAGCACUGCCAGAACACCAUCUGCUGUAGUUACACCCAAUUUAAGGAGCGCUUGUGGAGGUUCUGCACCUAAAAAGACUACUGUGGUCGUGAACAAAUCAGCCAGUUCGACCAAACCUGAUGCUAAACAGGAGCUCAGGACAGUGUGCAUUAGAGACUCGCAGUCCAUCCUUGUCACUACGAGAGGAGGAAACACAGGGGUGGUCAAGGUGCAGACGUCAGAGAGUGGAACGGGGGCUUUGCCAGCCAGUCCGGUUUUUACCAUCUCACCGCAACUGCAAGCCUUUCUGGUAUCAAAGUCUUCCACGUCCACUACACAAGGUGUUUCGGCCACCCUCGCUGCUAAAUCUUUACCUAGAGUCACGGAUGUCGUUCCGGUCAGCUCAUCUACUUUUGUGGCAGGAACUGACGCAUCUUCAACCCUGAAUCAAAUUAGCAAUGAUGGCACUUCAGCCAAAACAACAAUCCCUGGCAAAUCCGCACUCCUGGCCACAAGCAAAGACAGUGAAAGCGUCCUUAUAACUGCAAAAGACAUCCAAGGCUUUCAGCAGAAACACCCACAAAAGAGGCCUCUACCAGGAAGCAGAACUCCAGAGCAAUCUGCUUUCCAAAAGGUUUUCCUUGUCUCGCCUUCACCAAAUAUCCCUUCGCCAACAACAAAGGUCACCACUACUACUUCAGCAACCUGUACUUUACCAGGAUCACGGGUCAUGUUCAUAAGCAACUCAGCACUUACCAUUCCAAAAGAGGCGUCUGCUUCAGAGGUCAACAUUUCUUCUACUAGUACACCAGCGAUGAAGGUCGUUCCCAAGUUGGGGACAACUUUAUCCUGCACUUCUUCUGGUAACAUCCAGAGCAUCGGUGUCCCAGGGUUAAUGUCAAGAAUACUCGGUACAAACAAGAAUAUGCCAUCAGCAACCGAAGCCUCUGUGAUUGUCUCCAGAGUACCUGCGACGUCAACUUCAAGUGGGCUGCAGAUUGGCCAAAAAAGCUGUUUGGUUGCAAGCAGAAGUCCGUCAGGGAAUACAGGAAGCUCUCUGAAAGUUCCUGGGACUCCUGAUGGCAAAACGCUCACAUUUUCAACGCUAGGCACCGGCCACAUGGCUUCUUCCGCACUUUUGUCAGUUGUAAAACCGGAAGUACCUUCAUCGAUUUCAAUGUUAAAAGCUCUUCACUGUAAACCAGAGUUAACGACAGGCAGCUCGACUAUAUCUUCCUCUUAUUCAGGAGGCCUAAUAACCAAAAACACUACGUUACCAGUUAAUGUGACCACUAACAAGACACCAAUAAUCACAUCCUUUUGCACUUCACGGUCACUGAUUAAAACAACCUCUUCUGGAGUCUCCAGUCCUCUUGCAUUGAGCUACGCUUCAACUCCUCCAGUGGUCAUGACCUCUGGGCUUCGUCCUCCGACCUCUACCGCCAAGAGUGUCCAGGAAAAAAUUGUGAUCAACACCACUGCCCCACUUGCACCUGGAACUCAGCUCCUGAUCAACAACACCAGAUUUGUUGUACCUUCUCAAGGCCUUGGACCUGGCAGCCAUGUUCUGCUCAUCAACUCUUGUCCUGGAGGAUUGCGAGGUCCAAACAGUUCAACUCCUCACACCGUUCCUUCAGUUGUGCAAGGUAUGAGAUUGGUAACACCAGUCAGGCUACCCUCACCUUCUGAUCGAGUCCAUCAACAACUAGGCACAAGAACUCCACUGAAUGUGUCUGGUUCCACUACUCUCUCAGCUUUUCGUCCUGGUGUAUCAUCAGAUAUUGUGAGACUUCCGAUCUUUCAAACCUCCGACGUCUCAGUUACACCAUCACACGGUAUGGCCGGCUGUCCCAAAGAAACCUCUGCUCCUCAAGGGGGUUUACUAAGCACAACUUCUCCGAUGAUCUUGCAAGGAAGACCAUCCCUAAACCAAGUGGUCCCGGCCGUGCCCCCAAUGAAAACUGCAAUCGCACGGCAUACACCAAUGGUAACCGUUCCACCCAUGAGCAGCACGAUAUCACGGAUGCAGAAACUUCCAGUUGCAAUGGUUCCACCAAUCGGUGGUCCAACCAACGCAAGUCCAGCCACUCCUAUUGCAAGUGUACCUCCGUCUAUGAACACAGUUAUAAUGACCCCUUGUCCACCCAUCAGAGCUGUGCAACCUGGGACAAUCGGAAAGCCUGCUAUUUUACCCCAACCACUACAAGGACAAAACACGAUUCCCAGCCCUAGUAAACUGCUGUUGAGCCCAGAUGGGGCUAUUUUAAAUAUAGUUCAAGCCUCAAGCAUACAAGUGUUGGCAAAGCCAAUGGCCGCCCAAGUGGUUAGUUCCUCCUCAAGUAGUGUUACUGUACCUACUUUAAACACAAAUGAUCCACUGAGAAAACCAGAUACCCUGGAGAGACCUAAUCACUGAAGACCUAAUCUGUUGUUUUCCAUUGUGAUAAUAGAGGAUGAUCCACUGUUCAUUGUUUUGGGCUUUGUUGAGAACAAGUUGGAUUGUGCGGGCUUCCUUCGGUUCCAUUUCUCCAAAUGUUGGAGGCUAAACUGAAUUAAUUUUUUGUGCAUUUUGCUCUUUUACCAUACAUAUUGAGGUGAAAUUGGUCCUUAGAUUUGUAAAUAAAAGAGAAAUUUGGAGAUUUCAACUGGCCAGUAAUGUACAUAACAGUAUUUGUUUGGCUGACUCUUUUCUACUCCAUUUGUAUGCAAAGGUUUGAAUGUUUUUGUAGCAUUUUCCAUUAAAUGAUUAAUAUUGUUCUGUAGAACAGUCUUCGGUCUAUUUAAGAGUAUGUCUGGCAAAGUAGUACAUUCAGGCAUAGGUAUCAGACAUUAUCUGAUAACUGUUUGGUUUUGUGUUUCCUCUAUAUACAUGACAAUAAACUUGGCAUAUUUAUGACUGAAGUAA
Messenger RNA from Megalobrama amblycephala (Wuchang bream), 6649 nucleotides. RefSeq lists its product as uncharacterized. Gene Ontology annotation, molecular function: protein binding. The coding region runs from base 440 to 6160 and encodes 1906 amino acids. The transcript is spliced from 10 exons. Lineage: Eukaryota; Metazoa; Chordata; Actinopteri; Cypriniformes; Xenocyprididae. The record is from RefSeq and is a predicted model, not a curated record.